Magallana angulata is the source of this 1319-nucleotide messenger RNA. Its product is annotated as fibrinogen-like protein A. Bases 1 to 1008 code for a protein of 335 amino acids. The record is from RefSeq and is a predicted model, not a curated record. The transcript is spliced from 6 exons. Lineage: Eukaryota; Metazoa; Mollusca; Bivalvia; Ostreida; Ostreidae.
AUGAAAGCAGUAUUCAGAAAUUUCAUUUCAUUUUUGUCAUUUCUUGUAAAGGUUUUUGGAGAAAAACACUACCAAGGCUAUUUUGAUUUCGUCGGUUUUAUCACCAGUCCUCAACUUUCAUCUGUAAUCAACGAAUUUCAUCAGAAAUCUUUGUUCGAAUGUUCAUCGGAGUGUUUACUGAAUGAAAACUGCUACAUUUUCGAUUUUUGCGAAAAUGGUAGUUCUAUUUCUUGCUACUUUUAUCACUACGACUUUGCUAGCACCUCUGAUGUUGAAAGUGGAGCAUGCAGACGCUAUGAAUUGAAACAAGCAUGUACAAGCGGAUACACCUCUCCCUGCCGAUGCCCUAAAAAUGAGGGUUUUGAACGCUGCAACUAUAAUACUGAUUGCAGUAGAAAUAAGAGUGGCAAGAAUAAGACUUCACACAACUUUUAUAGAAAGUUUCCAAACAAAGAAGUAAAGGAGAUGUGGUGCGAGAUGGAGAUCGAUAACGGUGGUUGGAUAGUAUUCCAGCGUCGUGUGGAUGGAACUACAGAUUUCUACAGAGGCUGGGAAGAAUACGAAAACGGGUUCGGAGUUCUUGCCAACAAUUUCUACAUGGGAAAUUACUACCUUCACGAACUUGUGAAAUCGGGGGACUACGAGCUUCGAAUUGACUUGGAGGAUCAAGCUGGAGAAAGGGCGUAUGCCGGUUACACGAACUUCACAAUCGGUGGACCUUCCAUAUCCUACAUGUUAAACGUAUCAGGCUUCCAUGGAAAUGCAAGUGACAGUCUUGACUAUCAUAGCGGAAUGAUGUUCACUACUUACGACAAAGACAACGAUGGACAAUCGUUUAAUUGUGCUGUUGCUAACAAGGGGGCCUGGUGGCACAAAACCUGUCAUUUUAGUAACCUGAAUGGGCAAUAUGGAAUCGACAAUGCCACAGGCAUAAUUUGGAACCACUGGCGUGGCUAUAAUCAUUCUCUAAAUGGAACUCGGAUGAUGGUGAGAAGAAAAAUAGAAUAGAUUUUAUCUGUUACAACAUUUCUCAGAUAACUUUUGAAAAAUAACUGAUUUUACUAUGUAAAAUUCUGUUCUACGAGCUAUGAAAAAUUUGUGUGCAAUUCAAUGACAAUUUGAAUUUCAAUUGAAAAGUUAUUGUCUCAAUGUGAGUGAUUUGAAUGUUGUGGCUCUUUAAUUAGGGAUGCCUUCAAAUGAAUGGUUUGCAGCUGAAAUUAAUAAUCUAUACUUAAUUAAAACAAUGUUGUAUUAUACUGUAGUAUGCUUUGUAAGUAUAUUCUGCAAGAACGACUUAAUUAUAACCACCCUUCAUUGCU